AUGGCUGCUGACGGUGCUAUUGCGUUUCGUGGUGCGCUCGGGCGGAUCGGAUGGUCUGUUCCUGCGGCGAACGCGUUUACGAACGAAGGUUUUGAUGCGAUGGACUCCCUUGGCUUGGUUACUCGUGACCGUCUCAAGGAUAUCUGCAAGAUCAUUCGUCGCGGUACCGAUGGUGUGGCCGCAGUGCCAGCUGCUGGUGGAAAUGCUGCGGUGGCGGCGGCGCCUGGCAUCCCUGGGAUAGCGAUCCCCAUGAUGUGGGAGUACAAGCUAAGCGGAAUGCAUCUCUGGGUGUCUGAGCGUCUCCGACAGGGGACUCCGGUUGUUGCGGCGGACUUUACUGCGGCUAUCAGAAACCUGUACACCAGGAAGGUGCGUGAACUAGAAGAAGCGAAGGAUGAGGAGGAUGUCCAAGUCAAGCCUCCGGCUCCGUUCUCGAAGGAAACGAAGUGGAUUCCGUUCUUCAAAGCACGAGAAGUUGGUGUUGUCCACCCCUCAUACGGGGACGCAUUUGACAAAGAUAACGGAAAAGUUUGGAUUCAAGUGAAGCGGUUGACUGUAAACGGUCCGGCGUGGACUUAUGUUGCGCCUUUCGAGAAGAAACGCGAUGGUCGCGGCGCAGUCAAGGCUUUGAACAGCCAUUAUGAAGGUGAUGCGGUAAUGUCCAAGUCCAAGGCCGCUGCGUUCGACGUGCUCGAGCACACCACCUACACUGGUGAGCGUCGUAACUUCGGGAUGGAAAAGUACACAAAUGCUUUGUCGACGGCGUUCCAGACUCUCAACGAGUAUGGAGAGACCUUGACGGAGUCCAGGAAAGUAGAUGUCUUCUUGCGCAACAACCAUUGCACGGAUCCCAAGAUGCUCUCGGGAAUUGCGGUAAUUCAAGGCGACGCGGACCGCAUGUCUAACUUUGCAAAGGCGGCCGAUUAUUUGGCCUUGUUUACUAACACUGAUACCUCUCAGAAGACAGGCCGUUCAAUCUCGA
This is a messenger RNA of Phaeodactylum tricornutum CCAP 1055/1, 982 nucleotides long. RefSeq lists its product with no specific name. NCBI's taxonomy places the organism in Eukaryota, Bacillariophyta, Bacillariophyceae, Surirellales, Neidiaceae. The transcript has 2 exons. The annotation marks the transcript as partial. The record is from RefSeq and is a predicted model, not a curated record.